Messenger RNA from Tribolium madens (black flour beetle), 1551 nucleotides. RefSeq names its product homeotic protein caudal-like (gene Cad). Gene Ontology annotation, biological process: regulation of transcription by RNA polymerase II; cell differentiation; animal organ morphogenesis. The transcript has 3 exons. Gene Ontology annotation, molecular function: RNA polymerase II transcription regulatory region sequence-specific DNA binding; DNA-binding transcription factor activity, RNA polymerase II-specific. NCBI's taxonomy places the organism in Eukaryota, Metazoa, Arthropoda, Insecta, Coleoptera, Tenebrionidae. Gene Ontology annotation, cellular component: nucleus. Bases 372 to 1139 code for a protein of 255 amino acids. The record is from RefSeq and is a predicted model, not a curated record.
UUAUAGGAAAACAAUAUUCUACUUCUACAUUUAGCUAAUCUUCCUGUUAUCAGCGCGAAAUCAUUCAUUAUAAAAACACAAUUUGGUCCACAACACGCAUGAGACAUUUAAUUAAACAUUGCCUAACCUCCCAACAGCCGCAUCAUCAUUGGCUUGUCACUUUUAGCGCAGCCAUUACAGAAAAUCUGUUAUUCCAUUGGCCCAUUUCCGGUUCGGCUCCGCCUCCUCCUCUCAACCCAAACGUUUGAAAUCUUAUCACCACAAUCGCACUCACUGUGAUGUCGUUUGGUGCCCAUUCCGAGUUCGUAUUUUCGUCAAGUGACAAGUGCGUGUGCCCCAAAGUGCAAAACUGACAAGACAAUAAGUGUGUGAUGGUCUCGUAUUGCAACACGACCAACAUGUACCGCCACCAGCAAGCCGUGGCCGCGCCGGCCAACGCGUCCAUGCACUCAUGGUACGCGGGAUACCACCAAGGCCCCCAGAUGGGUCCCGAACAGCAGAUGUGGGAGCCCCAAAUGUGGCACCAUCAUGGGCACAUGCCGCCCCAUUCCGUGUUUGCGGCGAAUAAUGAGUUUCCGGAUUUUGUGCAUUCCGGGAUGGUGCAUAACGACGGGACACAACUUAUGCCGUCGCCGACUGUUUCCGGGAGUGAAAUGUCGAGUCCGGGCGCCGGAAGUGGAAACCUAUCACCGCAUAAUCAGACGCAAGUGGCGAGGCCGCCGCCGGCGAGAAGCCCUUAUGAGUGGAUUAAGAAAACGUCCUACCAGAGUCAGCCCAAUCCUGAACCGGCCGAUUUCGCUGACGCUCAGGACGCAAUCGGCAAAACCCGAACGAAAGACAAGUAUCGUGUAGUCUACACCGACCAUCAGCGAGUAGAACUCGAAAAAGAAUUUUACUACAGUCGAUACAUCACAAUUCGGCGAAAAGCCGAAUUAGCAAACAGUCUGGGAUUAUCCGAACGCCAAGUAAAAAUCUGGUUCCAAAAUCGUCGUGCUAAAGAACGAAAACAAGUGAAAAAACGCGAAGAAUGCAACCAAAAAGACAGUUCAAUAAACAUGGGACAUUUAACACAACAGCAAAUCAUCCACCACAACCAAGCGCAAAUGGGCCAAGCUCUUAUACCCUCACCACUCAUAUGACCGUCUCCUUACGUCGAAUGGAAAGAAGACCAUCUUCAGUGUUUGUGAUGAAAUUGUGUUGUGAUUAUAGCGUUUUUAUUUAUUUUAUCGAGUCACAUCACCUCGGAGAUUAUUUUGCAUAAUACAUAUAAUUUAUCUUUUUGUUACGGCCAUUCUGUAUAUAAUAUUGUAUAAAGGUUUAUCUGUUGUGUGGUAGCAUUUUUAAAACUGUUAAUCAGAGUGUGGCAAGCACGGAUUAUCUAGAAAUUCGCACUUUGUAAAUUUGUACAAAUGUUUAUGUGCCUUCUUGUUGCUUCUUCUUCACUAUACCGUGUAAAUAAAGGUCACUGUAUUCUAAGUUUUGUUGUGUUGCAAAGUAGAAGCCAGAUUGUAACUUAUUUUUUGGUAUCCAGUGAAGAAUAAAUGAUUUUAU